AGUCUGGGUGUUGAGUUCCGGGACCGGAGUUCCUGGGCCUUUUGGCUUCUGCAGUCUGUACCUUUUUAAGCAGUGGAAGUGCCUGGGUGGAUUCUCCAAUGCUUUGUUGUUUUCUUGUUACAAUUAUUUAUUUUACUUCCCGUGAUGUUUCAGCCUCAUCCCUUCACCAUUUGUUGUUGUUGUUGUUGUUUUUGAGACGGAGUCUCGCACUGUUGUCCAGGCUGGAGUGCAGUGGCGUGAUCUCGGCCCACCGCAACCUCCGUCUCCCGGGUUAAAGCGAUUGUCGUGCCUCAGCCUCCCGACUGCCUUCACUGUUUUUUGAAACUUUGUGUUUUGCUUUCUAAUUGGAGUAACUGGCCUUGGAACCUGUAGUCAGUCAUUUGCCUCAGGUUUACCUGCCAGUCCCACCAGUCUAAAGCAAGGGAAUUGGGACCCCCUUGUCUUGAAUGGGCCUAAGAGGAGCCAUCAGUUCUCCUUUUCCCUUCUUGGUGGACAGUCGUUUAAAACUUGGAGUAUGGACUGUAUGUUCUUAGAUGUUUUCGUUCGGUGGACAAAGUGAUCUGGAGCAUUUCAACUGCAAGUCUGCCUUCUUCCUUGGCUGACUCUGGUAUUUUCAUUAUGACUUCAUGUGUCUUUGUCUACUUUGCUUUUAUACAUUUAUUUAUUUAAAGUGCAACGCAGGGGCAGAAAAGUUUAGUACCUUUCCUCACCACCCAUUGUAAGGAUCACAGCCACCACUCCUUAAAACAGAAGAUAGGUUAACAAGGUAAAAGCAGAGCAAAUCUAAUCAAAGUUUUACACCACCAGGCACUUCAGAGACCAGGGAGAUCUCUGUUUUUAGGCGUAGGACCCAUGAAGAAUAGACAACUGUGUAAAAAUGUGAUUGGACAAAGGAUAUACUCUAAUGUUAAUAAACUGAGGAAGGAAACCCAGCAAGGUCUGUUUGUUCAGAUUCUUCUUGGCCUCUCUGUGUAUCAUUUCUUCCUCCUACGGAGGAGGAAGGACCCUUCUGGAAUGAGGGUCUUAGCGACCUACUAUCAGGCAAGGUAGGUUAGAGAAUUUCUUUAUGGCCAGUUCCUACAGAGAAUGGCAGGGAAGCUUAAUAGUUCCAGUUUUUAUGGUUUGCUUUGUAGGAGAGGGAUCCUAGUUUCUAUCACUCACCUUGGGGAAGAAUUCUGGUUUCUGUAACUCACUUCUGGGACGAAAGAUGGGCAGGAGACAGAAGGGCAAGAGAUCAGAGGGAGAGGCUGCUUCCGAGGCUGCUUCUGAGGCCUUCCAGUCUCUUUUAGUUCAAAGUAUUCAGCAUGCCAAAGUGUCAUACUUCGGGGUAGUAUUUUCUGAGCCCCAACACAACCCUCAGAGAGUGGGAUCUAUUUGCCCAGAGUAUUCUUCUGUUGUUAUGGUUGAAACUGCCUGGUAAGGUGGCAGAUGUAUGGUAUUUAAAACUUAGGAGUUGACUGGAAAAAUGGCAGAAUCACAUUUCAGCAAGUUGUUGGACUAAAUACAGUCGUGCGCCUCUUAACAAUGGGGAUAUGUUCUGAGAAGUUCGUUGCUGGGUGAUUUUUUUCAAUGUGCCAACAUCAUAGAGUGUACUUUCAUAAGCCUGCUACACACCUAAGGCUAUAUGGAAUAGCCUAUUGCUCUUAACCUAGAAAUCUGUACAGCAUAGUAUUGUACUGAAUACUGUAGGCAUUUGUAACACAAUGGAAAGUAUUUAUGUAUCUAAACAUAGAAAAGAUACAGUAAAAUAAAGUAUUACAAUCUUUGGGACCACUGUUGUAUAUGCGAUCCAUGGUUGACUGAAACCUUUUAUGCAAUGCAUAAUUGUAUAUGAAACAUCAGAAACUACUCCUAUGCUGAGAUAACUGCGUAAAUUUACUUUAAUAACCCCUAAUGUCCAUAUUUGCAAUAAUUUCCUAUAAUCAGUAUUCUUCCCCUCUCAUUUCUGGAAUAUAUUUCCAGAUAAGUUAGAAAGUUUAUCAGUACAUCUCCCUAUGUUUUUAAGUGAAGUUUUUAUCCAGUAGAAACUAGUCUGUUGGUCUGGAUUUGGUAGUUGCACAUUAUGGUUCCUUCUUGUGCAUCAUAUAACAAUAGUCAUCAUCUUAGUAUUUUCGAUUCAUACGUAUAAUACUCUCUUCAAGCUGCAUUAGAGGAAAGUAAUUACUUGUAUUUGAUUUUAGCAAAAAUAAUUUAGAAUAAUGAGAAUGUGCUCUCUGCUUAUAUAUUCAGUUUCACUAUCUGUCAUCAACAACCUUCAUUUUGUAUUUAUAUCUUUAUGUAGCUAUUAUUCCAUUUUUGUUAUCAGUCCUUCUUAAUUUUUCCAUAACAAACCCUUUAGCCACCCAAGUCAUAUGUCUUACUCAAGGUUUUAAAUCUUUCACUAUAUUGUAAGAUCCACAAGGACAGGGGGUUUUCUCUGUUAUUUUUCCUAUAGUAUCUUCAACUAGAGAACAGAACCUGACACAUAGUAGGCACUCAAUAAAUAUUUGUUGAAUUCAUGGUGGUGGUUGUACCAGCAAGGACUAAAGAUAAUUCUUUGCUCCUACUAUGAAUUUUCCCUCCUGCUUCACACAUACAUCAGAAUUUGCUGUUGGAUUAUUUGUGUGUUUGUGAGAAUUAUAAAGGCAUUAAUGAAUGUCUUCUAUACUUGAUUUGUUAUAUCAUUAUCUCAUUUCUUUGUAAGCAAUGGGUUUUCUUUGAAAUCACCUGUGUGAUUUUGCUAAUUUCAGCAGAGCAGGCUGACUUUUGUUAAAAGUGGGGAAUCCUCCACAGAUCAUCUCACAUUCUUCUUUUGCCACCCAAAUAAGACAUAUUUGUCUUAUUGCUACUGUAUUUUAUUAUUACUAAUAGUUUUUCUUCCUAUAAGCAUAUGAAUGAUCAGUAAGCGCAAUUUGGUUUUAAAAAUCAACAUUCUACGUGUGGGUUUCUCUAGUAAUUUGUUAGUUUAUUUUAGUUUCGCUUUCCUGGUUUCACUUACCACAAUUUCACUUACCGGAAGUCAGCUGCGGUCUGAAAAUAUGAAAUGGAAAAUUCCAGAAAUGAACAAUUAAUAACUUUUAAGUUGCAUACUGUACUGUGUAGUGUGAUAAAAUCUCAUGCCAUUGUGCUCCAUCCUGCCUGGGGCCACGAAUCAUCCCUUUGUCCAGCAUAUCCACACUGCAUAUACUCUACCUGCCUGCUGGUCAUAUAAUAACAUGUAAUGUCACUCACUUAUUUAUUGAGCACCUAUUAUAAGCUAGUUAGUGCGAAGUCCCAGGGUUUACAGUGGUGAACAGAACAGACUAGGCUCCAGCCUUUAUGGGUUUGCAUUCUGGUGCAGGCAGGCAGAUAUUAAACAAAUAAUUAUGCAAAUACAUUUAAUUUAAAUUGUGAUAAAAAGAUAUGAAAGAAAAAGAGUACUAUGACAGUGUAGGGGGAGCUAAUACUAGACUGGGCAAUCAGGAAAGGCCACCCUGUGAAAGUAACUUUUAUAGAGAUCUGAAGGAAUGAGCAAGCGUUAGCCAGGUAAAGGUUGGCUGGAAGGUGGGGAGAGCUGUUCAGACAGCAGAGAUAGUGUGAGCAAAGAUCCUGAGACAGAAAGGAGCUUGGUGCUUGAGAAAAAGAGAGAAGCCUAUGUGGCUGGGACACAGUGCACCAGAAGACAAGCCUAGGAGGUAGGAACCAGGCCAUGCAUGGAUUUGUGGCACAUGUUUAGGAUUUUGAACUUUAUCCUUAGAGGAGUGGUAACACAUUGAAGGAAGUGUCAUGAACAUAUUUAUGUUUUUAAAAAGAUUUCUCUGGCUGCUGUGUGGAAAAUGAGUUUAUGUAUUAGAAAAUAUGGUAGACAUAAUAAUGGCCUCCUAAAGAUAUCCACAUUUUAAUACCCAGAAUCUGUAAAUAUGUUGUUACAUGGCAAAAGGGAGGUAAUUAGCUAAUCGGCUGACCUUAAGAUAAAGAGAUUACCUUGGAUUAUCCAGGGGGUAAUCGCAAGGGUCCUUAAAAGUAGAACAUGGGGACAAAAGACAUGGAGUGACUAUGGAAGAAUGGUCAAAGAGAUACAACAUGGCUGACUUUGGAGAUGAAGGAAGGAGGUCACAAGCCAAGUGUAUUUGCAUGCCUGAGUCUUUGAGCCGUGCUAUGCCAGUUUGUCCAGAUUGUUUAUACUAGCAAUGCAGUUUACGGCGAAGACCUGCCUUCCCUCUGGGAAUCUGGAGCUUCAGUAACAGGAGAUGUUUCACAAAGCAGAAAAAUUAUUUUCUAAAACAACAAACAAUGAAGUGGAUGACAUGGACACGUCAGAUACCCAGUGGGGCUGGUUUUACUUGGCAGAAUGUGGGAAGUGGCACAUGUUUCAGCCGGAUACCAACAGUCAGUGUUCAGUUAGCAGUGAAGAUAUCGAAAAAAGCUUCAAAACAAACCCUUGUGGCUCCAUUUCUUUUACUACUUCCAAAUUCAGCUACAAGAUAGACUUUGCAGAAAUGAAGCAAAGGAAUCUCACCACUGGAAAGCAGCGCUUAAUAAAAAGAGCCCCCUUUUCUAUCAGUGCUUUCAGUUACAUCUGUGAAAACGAGGCCAUCCCUAUGCCACCACACUGGGAGAAUGUGAAUACUCAAGUACCAUAUCAGCUUAUUCCUCUGCACAAUCAAACACAUGAAUAUAAUGAAGUUGCUAAUCUCUUUGGGAAGACGAUGGAUCGCAACCGAAUUAAAAGAAUUCAGAGAAUUCAAAACCUAGAUUUGUGGGAGUUCUUUUGCAGGAAAAAGGCUCAGCUCAAGAAAAAAAGAGGUGUGCCUCAGAUUAAUGAACAAAUGCUGUUUCAUGGUACCAGCAGUGAAUUUGUGGAAGCAAUCUGCAUUCAUAACUUUGAUUGGAGAAUAAAUGGUAUACAUGGUGCUGUCUUUGGAAAAGGAACCUAUUUUGCUAGAGAUGCUGCUUAUUCCAGUCGUUUCUGCAAAGAUGACAUAAAGCAUGGGAACACAUUCCAAAUUCAUGGUGUCAGCUUGCAACAGCGGCAUCUGUUUAGAACAUAUAAAUCUAUGUUUCUUGCUCGAGUGCUAAUUGGAGAUUACAUAAACGGAGACUCCAAAUACAUGCGACCUCCUUCCAAAGACGGGAGCUAUGUGAAUUUAUAUGACAGCUGUGUGGAUGAUACCUGGAACCCAAAGAUCUUUGUGGUUUUUGAUGCCAACCAAAUCUAUCCUGAGUACUUGAUAGACUUUCAUUGAUUUCACUUCCAAAUCUCGGUGGUCAAGGAAGCUUUAUCCUUUUUUGCAGGAAGGUUUGCUCUUCAGUCAUCUAGCCACUAAAUGUUAAUUAUCUGAUACUUUUGAAACAGAUAUGAAAAAAAGUGGCCUCCAUAUAAAAAGACAUACUGACUUCAAGGUUGGUUUUUGUUGUUUUGUUUUUGCCUGUUUCUUGUAGUCUUGUUUGUUAAAAGUUGAUAUCAUUGAUGUUUUAACACAUAGGGGUGAAAGAUACCAUUCAAAAUGGAAUCAGCUGAGUCUCAACUAAUGUGGUCAUUGAGAUCUUUAAAGUUUACGUGUGUGUUAUCAGGAUAAAUUAUUUUAGUUUAAAUAGACUUAUUCGUAUAAAUGUUGAAAAAAAAUACAGACAUAAAUGUGUCCCUUUAGAGGAAUUGAUCCUUUGUAAAUUGAAUUCAGGUAGUAGUAUCAUCCACCAAUCCAUCUGUUGCUUUGUUGGUCUUCUGAAGGGGGGAUUUAAAACUCUGAAACAGUCUGAGCACCUUGAGAGAAAUCAGAAACAAGACAAUUAUUUGCAGUGCUGUCAAACAAGCCAGAAGGAGAAAAUCAAGGUAGAAUGCCCCACUUUCCAGUUGCCUUAGGAUAGCAGGCUGCAGCCUCAGACUUGAUCCUGUCAUUCUCCUCUGUCUCCUACAUUUGAAUUGAUAAUUGCUGCAAAAUGUCAUUAGCCUACACUUCAUCCAUCAGGGCUCUUGGAUUCUUACACCACGACUUGCUGUGCAAGGUGUUUAUUGCAUCUUCAAAGUGAAACUUUAAAUUAUUAUUCAAACAUUUAUUUUCCUUUUGUUUUAAAAAGAGUCCCUACAAUGAUCACUUCUAAGAUUUUUUCUUACCUUCCCCUCUGCAGCACACACAGCUAUUCAACAAUGAUUUCUAAAAUUCAUAUUUCAAAUUUGUAUCUCUCCAUUUUGAAACAUUAUAGAAAGCAUGGGAUGCUUGAGACAAAUCUGGUUUCUCCUUUGAAGUAGCUAUUGACAACCUACUCUCUUGAAAAGUUAGAUGUAAUUCUUAAUCAUGUUUAGUGGAAAUUUGUUUACCUGUUCCAUCUGUUUUGCUGUUUCAUUGUAAGGAAGAUGAGAAGUGUUGGAACAGCUUCCCUCCCCUAAAGGUAUUCUAGCAGAGGCGAGACAGCAACUUGGCAGGCAUGUUGCAUAGGAGUUAAGUACCAGAUGGGGAAUUGCCCAUGUGAUGGUGAAGAGUCUCUCACAUUGAUUUUCUUCCUUUUCUCCUCUUCUCUCCUCCUUCUCUUCUCUCCUCUUUCUCUUCUCUUCUCUUCUUUCUCUUCUCUUCUGUCUUCCUCUUCCUCUUCUCUUCCUCUCCUCUUCCUCUUCCUCUUUCUCUCUCUUCCUUUUUCUCUUCCUCUUUCUCUUCUCUUCUCUCUCCCUCCCUUCCUUCCUUCCUUCCUUCCUUCCUUCCUUCCUUCCUUCCUUCCUUCCUUCCUUCUUUCCCUCCCUCCCUCCCUCCCUCCUCCCUUUUUCUUUUUCUUUCUUUUUUUUUUGUUUGGCAGAGUCUUGCUCUGUUGCCCAGGCUGCAGUGCAGUGGUGUGAUCUCGGCCUUCCUGCAACCUCCACCUCCCGGGUUCAAGCAAUUCUCUUGCCUCAGCUUCUCCAGUUACUGGGACUACAGGUGCAUACCACCAUGCACGGCUAAUUUUUGUAUUUUUAGUAGAGACGGGGUUUUGUUAUGUUGGCCAGGCUGAUCUCAAACUCCUGACCUCAGGUGAUCCGCCUGCCUCAGUCUUCCAAAGUGCUGAGAUUACAGGCAAGAGCCACUGUACCCGGCCUGAUUUUAUAUGAUUCUGCCUUUAAAAGACAGCACGUAUACCAAGCCUUUUUCAGAAAGCUUUUCUCUUAACUCCUUCUAAUGCUGAAUUUUCUCUCUAUUAUCCUCACCCAAUUUUGGCUGAGAGUUAGUGUACACAAUUUAACUUCUUAGAAAAAUUCCAGUGUCUAUGCUUAUAUUGCUCACUUGAAUCAUUUGAAUUAGAAAGGGAUCUACAAAUAAUAAAAGCAAAGAGUGCAGACAGAUUAGGGAUAGUAAUUCUUAAAGUGCCAUCUAUCCCAGAUUUCCGUUAUAGACCAGCAUAUGUGUAAUUGUGCAGUGGGAGGUAAGUAGUACCCAGGACAUUGCAUGUACAAUACUUUGAAACAAAGUGGCAACAAAGAUUUCCUGGCUCAGGUAUGCACCCCAACUGCUGGUUUAGAUGAAGUGCUGAGAAUAUUUAGAAAAAGCGCUUUAAAAAGCAUCUAGAGAUUAUCAUGAAAAUAAUUGGAGACAAAGUCACUAGGCUGCCUUGUGAGAGGCAGCAUACCAUGGCUCUAAACCCGUUCACAAAAAACAAUGUUAGAGACAUUAGGAAUUCAGGUUUUGAAAAGCUUUUUUUCUAUUUAUUUGUAAUUUACAUACCAAAAAACCACAUUAAAAUAGUCCUCCCUUCAACAUGGCUAUCUUUUUUCAAGUUUUAUAUGCAUAGCUCUCCCAGCACUUGAAUGGAAAAACUGUUACAGCAUUUGGGAGUUAUUUUUCUUUUAGACAUUUGCAGAUCUUAUCUCAAGGUGACUAGGAGCCCAGAGCUAAGUAUUUGUGAGGCAAUGUCUGCGAACGCUGAGCUUACCUAGUUGGUUUCUAUGAAAUAUGUAGAGUGCACUGCAGUAGCCAUUGUAAGAAGGUACUGUACCGGUUUUUUGGGGCCUGUUGUUAUUGUUUGGUCUGAGAAUGUACUGCCAACCCCUCUUUUAUAAGAGAGAACUGAUUUUGAUACAUAUUUUAAAAUAUGAUAGUAUAGAGUUAAUGGAUGUUAAAAUUUUAUUUCUUUGUUUUGGUAAGUAGAUUAAAUAAAGAAUCAUAUGAUCAGUACAUUUGAGAAUUAUAUAACCAGUAUAUAAUAAUACUGGACACAACCAUUUGCCAUCUUUUCCUGUUAUCAUCCCAUAGAGUGGGUGGGGAGAAUGAAUAGAAAUAAACCUAGAAUAAUGAUAAAUGGUUUUUAAAACUCUAUAUUGAAUACAUUCCAGCUGAUAAUGACUUUUCUUUUUCACUUUGGUGAUAUCAGCCUCAGGGUAAAAAAAAUGUGUUUAUAAAAAAAGUUUCAUAAAUCUUUUAGUUAUAAACAGGAAAGUUUUAUAUUAGUGUGUCAUUUCAUUUCUAGACUGUUGAUGGUGAUGAUGAUAAAGAAUUUGGAGCCAAUUUUGAUAUAUGAAUGUAUUGCUUUUACAUGUGAUGAUUAAAGCUCUCCAUUAGCAGUU
This is a messenger RNA of Pan troglodytes (chimpanzee), 8485 nucleotides long. RefSeq names its product poly(ADP-ribose) polymerase family member 11 (gene PARP11). Lineage: Eukaryota; Metazoa; Chordata; Mammalia; Primates; Hominidae. Gene Ontology annotation, molecular function: NAD+ poly-ADP-ribosyltransferase activity. Bases 4209 to 5204 code for a protein of 331 amino acids. The record is from RefSeq and is a predicted model, not a curated record. The transcript is spliced from 9 exons. Gene Ontology annotation, cellular component: nucleus.